Molecule: messenger RNA, 3533 nt
Organism: Chelonoidis abingdonii (Abingdon island giant tortoise)
Lineage: Eukaryota; Metazoa; Chordata; Testudines; Testudinidae
Product: histone-arginine methyltransferase CARM1-like
Biological process (GO): peptidyl-arginine methylation, to asymmetrical-dimethyl arginine; chromatin remodeling
Molecular function (GO): histone H3R2 methyltransferase activity
Source: RefSeq, a predicted model, not a curated record
UCACUGUUUUGCUGCAAGCGCCGAGAUGCCGCCAAACAGGGCUCACCCCAAGCGGUUCGGAAACUGCUAGUGGCUGAGCCGGCUUUGUAAAGGCAGGGAGGGAGGGGAGAAUGCUGCGUUGCCAAUGCCAGAAAGAGCCGGGAGGUGUCUCAAAUGUGGGACUUGCUUAUCAGUGAAACCUACCCGCCGUCUCUCCCUUUUCCUCAGCUCCCUUGCGCGCUGCGCUGGGCCGGGGAAGCAGCAGCAGCAGCCGCCUGAGCUCAGAGGCUGGGCGGCGGCAGGGAUCAUGGCUGCUCCUCAGCAGCACCAGCUCCUGCAGUACAGCGUGAAGCUGCUGUUGGUGAGCGAGGAGCAGCUGCGGGGGGGGCUGCAGCUUGCCAGCCCCAACCAGGGCGCGCUCCAGCUGGCGGUGCAGCCUGGCGAGGAGGAUGCGGACGUGACUGUGACAGACGCUGAUGGAGUCUGUGUGUUUAAAUGCUUGGUUAACAGAGACACUGAAUACUGUCGUGUGGGCAAAGAGUCUGUCCUAAUUACACUGGGGUACAACAGUGUCUUACUCCAAUUCAAGUCACAUUCUGAGUACAGCACAUUUUCAAAUGCACUGAAGAGAUGCCGGAAUCAGAAGAAGGAAAACUCUGUUUUCAAUCAGCGAACAGAAGAAGCAUCUGCUGCUCAGUAUUUUCAGUUUUAUGGCUGUCUGUCUCAACAACAGAAUAUGAUGCAGGAUUUUGUGAGGACGGCCACAUAUCACAGAGCUAUCCUACAGAACCACAUAGAUUUUAAAGACAAGGUGGUCCUAGACGUUGGCUGUGGAUCAGGAAUCCUUUCAUUUUUUGCAGUGCAGGCUGGAGCGAGAAAAGUCUAUGCAGUUGAAGCCAGUUCAGUGGCAAAAUAUGCCGAGAUUCUAGUGAGAAGUAACAACCUCUCAGAUAAGAUCAUGGUUUUAUCAGGUAAAAUUGAGGAAAUCUCUUUACCGGAGAACGUUGAUGUGGUUAUUUCUGAACCAAUGGGUUACAUGCUGUUCAAUGAGAGGAUGCUGGAAAGUUACCUCCAUUCCAAAAAAUGGUUGAAGUCAAAUGGAAUGAUGUUUCCAACAUUUAGUGACAUUCAUUUGGCUCCUUUUUCCGAUGAACAGCUGUACAUGGAACACUACUCCAGAGCCAAUUUUUGGUACCAGCAGUGUUUUUAUGGGGUCAAUCUGUCCAGUCUCCGCAGUGCAGCGGUGGAUGAAUACUUCCGACAACCUAUUGUAGAUACUUUCGACAUCAGAAUUUUGAUGGCUCGGACAGUGAAGUACACUGUUAACUUUACAGAAGCUGAAGAGGAAGAUUUGCAUAGAGUGGAAAUCCCCUUCGUUUUCCAGAUGAUGCAGUCCGGACUAAUCCAUGGCCUGGCUUUUUGGUUUGACGUGGCAUUUGUGGGAUCACUGGUAACUGUUUGGUUGUCAACUGCUCCAACAGAACCUUUAACUCACUGGUAUCAAGUACGCUGCCUCCUUCAGACUCCCCUCUUUGCCAAAGAAGGAGAAACUCUCUCAGGGAAAGUCCUGUUUGUAGCGAAUAAACGACAGAGUUACGACAUUCAGAUUGUGGCUGUGGUGGACCAGACAGGCUUUAAAUCUGGUAACAUCCUUGAUUUAAAGAAUCCAUUUUUUAGGUAUGCCUAGAAUAUAUUGUUAUAUGGCAAAUGAAAAACAGAAACAAGAUUCUCACCAAGCCAAGUAACCUAUAAGACUGAAAACCUAUUCAGAGUAAUGGGCUUGCUGGUCCUUGUGCAAAAUCAGAUUGUAACUGUACAUAUCUGUAAUAAAAGAUUUUAUGCAAGCAGUGUGAUACGGGAAUGUUGCAGUCCCAUCCAUUUUUUAAAAACUGAAAUUUAGCUUGGGCUCAUAUUUGCAUCAUAGCACAUUACUUUGUUCUGAAAUGCUUUGUUGAUAUCUGUUAAAUGUUGGUUUUUGCUUUGGGUUUUCUGCAAAGUUGACAUUGGUUGCUUUUUAAAAAAAACAACAAAAACAAACCUACCUCAUGUUUAUAUAUGUGAUACAUUGAAGAAUCUUAAAAGCAGAACACAAUAUUCAUAUGUAAGUUUAUUGGAGUUUCCUGCCCAAGUUUCUUGGUGAUUUCAGUAUGUUUGGAGCUGGUCUUAUAGGUUACCAAUGUUAAAUAUGGACUCAUUAAUUCUGUUCUUUCUGAAACAUGGAAACAAAAUGAUCCUUUGCAUACACCUUAUAAAUAUUCUGUGAUUACUCUGUAGAUAUAAAAGUGAAGAACUACACACUUGUAAAUUACUGCUAACACAGUUUACAAUAGAAAAUAAAAUACGGGCUUUAAGAGAGGCUUUUACUGUUUCUGUAGAUCAGUGGAAACUUGCGGGUUGUCCAGUACUUCUAGGGAACGUUUUUUAUUCCUGGCACAGCAGGUCAAGAGAAAAACUUGUUGCCAUGCUACAGUUUCUAACAAGGUCUCUCUCCAGAUAAUGAGUUUUCCAGUUUCUAAUGCAGUCUCUCUCCUUGUGGAUGGAGUCCACUCGCUUUACUCUCUUCCCCUUCUCCCCACAAUCUUACCACACUGAAAAUAAAACAUGAUGACGGGAGAAAAAACCAAAACAGGGCUAUGAAGUAGUUUUCCCCACUUUAAUUCAGUGAAAAAAGGCUAAUGUAUCUGAUUAGCUGCUUACACAGAGUUUGUGGAAAUUGCUUUGUUACACAUUCUAACCAAUUUAGAAGUAUUUCCUGAUUAGUCACUUUUGGGGGUGUUGGGGAAUCAGGAUGAUCUGGUCAAACUGGUAUUCAUAUUUCUAUUCAGUUCAGAAAUUCUACUUUAUUCUCAGACUGCGAUCCAAAAUGGAGGAAGAGAUUAGUGUUAUAUACAUCACACACCAUUCCCAUUUGAGAAUGUGGUUCUGUGUGUCUUAGUUUUUUUCAUAAUCUCUUAUGUUCUCUUCUUUCCUGCUAUGAAGCUUAGGUAACCCUGUAGCAUACACAAUUUUCUUGAAGUGGUACAAUAUACAAGCCUCAGUUUUAGAAGUCUUUCCGUGUCUAUUAUUCUAAAAAUUAGAAUACACUUGUAACAUGCUUUUAAAAUGUGUCAGUGAAAACAUCUGAUUGAUGGAAAAAGCAAACAUGAUGGCAAUGCAGAUUUAAAAAGUGAUACAAUAUUAUAUACAUCAGUUGUCCUCUCGGUGCAAAGAACUGCAGCUUGGGGAAGCUGAAACAAGUGGGGAGAGGAUGUCUGGAGGAAGCAAAGAGAAUGUGGUGGGCUGCCUGAGACUUGCAUCAAUUUGACUGCCCUAUGAAACACAAUGUUUCUUUAAUGAUGAAGAGGCUAUUUUCAAACUUUUAUAAAAAAGACAGUUUGCCAUGCAUCCCAUAGACAUGAGAAAAGCACCACAGGAGACCAUGCUAAGUAUCACAGCUAGGAGUUGUGAAUCUUCGUUCUUUGCAGAAUCUAGAGUCAUUGAGAUGGCUCUGCUCGAAGAAGUAACAGGGAAGAGAUACUUCUUAACAGCUUAUUGUUCAACUGCUCUUGGUUAUU